Molecule: messenger RNA, 564 nt
Organism: Pelobates cultripes (western spadefoot toad)
Lineage: Eukaryota; Metazoa; Chordata; Amphibia; Anura; Pelobatidae
Source: the annotation of a GenBank genome assembly
AUGCAGAAGCAAAGAAGUAUGGAGAAAAGUGUUCCUGCAGCUAAGAAGAUUGACAAAACUACAGUGAGGGUAAGUAAAGGUAUGCCAGCCCACUCACAUUCCCCGUCCCAUUCUGCAGCCCCGUGGCUUAUUUCGCCACAAAAAUCUUCAUCAGUGGCAGCGGAGAAACCAUCACCCUCCUCCCAUAUCCUCUCGCAUACUUGCUCAUAUGCGAGAGCGGCUGCGACCCGCUCGCAGCACUCCGCGAUCACAGGGGGAACUGACAAUCGCUCCGAGCAUAUGACUAGAUCGGAGCAUGUGAAAUCAGCUCCCGCGAGCGGAGCAAAAGAUGUUCAUAGCCACUUGCAGCUUACAUGUAAAGCAUCCCAGUCCCUGGCAUACAAAAGAGACCGGGCUGUGGAUGAGGGGGUGGGCGGAGGGAGGUCCCAAUCCCUGUCGUGGUCCUCUGCCUCACGGCAGUCAGACUUAACAGGGGGAGGCUCUGCCACUCGUUCCCCUCACAUAUCUGGUGUUAAAGGGGCAACAGAGAGCCCUGCUGAAUAUGAGAUGGAGGAUGAAUUCUAA